AAGAAAUAGCAUCAUCCAAGUUUUUAUUAUAGUUUAGUGAACAGCGCUGUGAACACUGUGGCCAGCAGCUAAUAUGCCGCAUACAGGUCAAGCAGGUGUCAAUCAAUUGGGUGGUGUUUUCGUUAAUGGUCGCCCUUUGCCUGACUGUGUGCGCAGACGCAUCGUUGAACUGGCUUUAUGUGGCGUCAGACCUUGUGAUAUCUCACGCCAGCUUCUGGUAUCCCACGGGUGCGUUUCAAAAAUAUUGACACGUUUCUAUGAAACCGGUUCUAUACGUCCAGGUUCUAUAGGUGGGAGUAAAACUAAGCAAGUGGCUACACCGACGGUCGUCAAGAAAAUUAUACGUUUGAAGGAGGAGAAUAGCAGUAUGUUUGCUUGGGAGAUACGUGACCAGCUGCAACAGCAACGUAUCUGUGAUCCCGCUUCUGUGCCCUCCAUUAGUUCUAUUAAUCGCAUUUUAAGAAAUAGUGGUUUGUGGACCGAUGAAAUGACCACCAAUCAGAAUGCCGUUGCAGCGGCAGCAGCGGCGGCAACUGCUUCGCCAACUCAUCUGAUCGCGCCAUCAUCAUCAUCUGUGUACAAUAACACUAAUCAACUGUACUCAAAUUCUGCGUCUACUUCAGCUACCAGUAUCGUCCAAGACACCGCUCCGUACUCUCAUAAUACUGGUACAACAGCCAGACAGUUAUUGCAAAGCACCUCCACGUUAGGCUUAAAUGCACCCUAUCAUUAUAAAGAUUUAGCUUCUACUUCAACUGCUUUAAGCUCGUCAGGCGAGCAUCCUAUUAAACCGGCCCCAAAGCAUGCUUUGGUGUCCACAACAUUCGUUUCCGCUUCAUCAACUUCAGCACUAAACGGUCAACUUACUGUUCAGGAUCUUUCGUAUACGAGCGCUUUUCCUAAGCAUUGGCUUUGCAAUCCACUUUUGUACCAGCAUAUGCAAGCGGCAAGUCAAUUUUUUCCUCAAUACAAUACCAGCCAUCAUCGUCAACCAUCAACAAUGCCUGCGUGUUUAUCAGCUGCCUCUCUUCAAGGCUAUAUAAAAUCGGAGAAAUCUAUAGAAUCCGCUAGCGCAUCAGCGAGCGAAGCCUUAAGUGAUUGCGAUUCUGGUAAAUCGUCUCCAUCCAAUUUACAACUUACACCAUCGUCGCUGGCCACCAAUCCUGGUCAACAACAACAACAACAACAACAUCAACAACCACAACAACAAACUCAUAGUCGUAAACGUAAUCCUUAUUCAAUAGAAGAGCUUUUAAAAAAACCUGAAAAGCGUACGCGCCAUCAUUACCACGCAUCCUCUAUUAGCAUGAGUAGUAAAUUAAAAUUGGACGCGAUGCAUAAAAUGAGUCCCAGCAAGCCGGACGAUUGCAAUGAUAGCAUCAAAUCGGCGUCGAGCAGUUGCAGCAGUAGCCGUUUGAGUUGCGUCUGCGAAGACAGUUGUGAUGACGAAAGACGCAGUCCCUUGUCAGGUGUCGGCAGUCAUCAAACAGAAAACGACGAUAAUUGCGAAACAGUUGAAGUAGUAAACUAA
Glossina fuscipes is the source of this 1531-nucleotide messenger RNA. It is a transcript of the gene Poxn, whose product is annotated as paired box pox-neuro protein. Gene Ontology annotation, biological process: anatomical structure development; regulation of transcription by RNA polymerase II. Lineage: Eukaryota; Metazoa; Arthropoda; Insecta; Diptera; Glossinidae. The transcript has 4 exons. Gene Ontology annotation, molecular function: RNA polymerase II cis-regulatory region sequence-specific DNA binding; DNA-binding transcription factor activity, RNA polymerase II-specific. The coding region runs from base 74 to 1531 and encodes 485 amino acids. The record is from RefSeq and is a predicted model, not a curated record.